UGUAGACCUCCGGCUUGCACAGGCAAAUUAAUCAAUGGGUGUGACGUGGGCUGUAUUCCGUACGGGGCACUGCGACUGCGAUUUGCCCGGAUACGUACGUGUUCGUUCGAAAAGUCUUCUGAGGCCGAAAGCCUGAAGGCUCGAAACCGGCUGAUGUUACUUAAAUCUUUGCCUCCAAGAAGGAUUCAACACCAUUCCAGUAUUCCUGGAAUGUGGCUACGUUUCUAUUAAUCAAAAAUGACUAACCUUAACAAAUUUUGCUCAACUAGUGCUUUUAAUUGGAUUCUAUAAAUGUACAUUAGCUUAAUUCGAGUCGGGUGACUGCCACAUCGUCACAAUUUUUUUCUUUCUCAUAUUGAGUGUCUAAUUUGUUAAUGAUGACUUGUGAUUUGGCCAUGACUUCCGAAGUGCACUACCAUGAUCAAGGGCAAGCAAAUGGGACAUAUCAUUUCAAAAUCCUGGUCCCAUCAGUUGCUGCAGGAGCCAUCAUUGGAAAGGGGGGAGAAACCAUCGCUCAGUUACAAAAAGAGGCUGGUGCUAGAGUUAAAAUGUCUAAAGCAACGGAUUUUUAUCCGGGUACGACGGAAAGGGUUUGUUUGAUCACCGGAAGUGUGGAAGGUAUUCUUCGCAUUCAUGAGUUUAUUAUGGAAAAAGUUAAAGAAAAACCUGAUCCAAAUGCAAAAAUGGCAAUAGAUUUCGAUCAUAAACAGCCUGCUGAGAGAGAAAAACAAGUAAGUUUGAACGUUAAAAUACUGGUUCCUAACAGUACUGCUGGAAUGAUAAUUGGAAAAGGUGGUAGUUAUAUCAAACAAAUUAAAGAAGAAAGUGGUGCUUAUGUACAAAUAUCUCAGAAGUCCAAGGAUCAUGCCUUAGCAGAACGUUGUAUUACUGUGAUUGGUGAAAUGGAUAAUAAUAAAACUGCCUGUCAUAUGAUUCUAGCAAAAAUUGUUGAAGAUCCACAAAGCGGUAGUUGUUUAAAUGUUAGCUAUGCUGAUGUGACUGGUCCAGUAGCAAAUUUCAACCCUACAGGUUCUCCAUUUGCCAAUCCUGGUAGUGUUCCUAGUGGUGCUAUGAAUAACAGCAACACCAGUUACAGUUCAAAUGGCAGCUUAAAUAGCCUCAGUCCUACUGUAACCAACAGUUUUCACAGUCCUCAAGCUGGCACCACCCAUACAGGAAUCGUGCCAUUUCCUGGCAUGGGAGUGAGUGGUCCAACAAUCCCUCCUACUAAUGCUGCUCAGGUAAUUGAAACAAUAAAGACAAUGCUCAGAGGAAAUGGAUAUUCUGAACAAGCAGUAUCUGAAGUUAGUGCAGCCAUGAAUACAUUAGCUAAUUAUGGAAUUUUAGGUCUUGGACUCGGUAUAUUAAAUGGAGUCAAUAGUGCUCCUGUUGUGAGUGGUUUAGGAAUGGGAAUGCCCAAUUCUGCAGCAAGUAGUUGUCCAAUGCCUCCAGGUGGAAUAUCAAAUCAAAGCAUGUAUACAUCUGCGACGGGUGUGCCGGGAAUGGAAGCGGCUUGCACGUCUGUGGCUGCAUCAGGUCCAAUGGGAGUGGGUUCAAGUAUGUUUGGUCCCAUUGGAAGUCUUGGUAAUGGAAUGUCUGGCUUGGGUCUUGGGCCAGGCUUUACUUCACCAACUACAUCUCGCUCGGGUGACCAUUUUCUCGUGAAAGCUGAAGCAGCAGUUUUUGAACCGUUCCGAAGAACCUCUCCUGCUCUUGCAUCUCCAAGUGCAGCUGCCUUACCUGUUAAUAAUAAUUCAUUUGGACUAGGGACAGGUUUAAGUUCUGGGCCUCCUAGUUUGAGAAAAAGUCCCACCCCUAGUGAUCGACAAAUUGCAGAUGCUACAAAAAUCGAAAUAGAAGUUGGGGAAAAUAUAGUCGGAGCAAUAUUGGGACCAGGUGGAAAAGCCCUCGUAGAAAUUCAAAGAUUUAGUGGAGCUAAUAUUCAGAUCUCUAAAAAAGGAAUUUUUGCUCCAGGAACGCGUAAUCGUAUAGUCACUAUAACUGGUCCUUCUAAUGCUGUUAACACUGCUCAGUACCUCAUUGAGCGCCAAAUAGCUGAAGAAGAAGCAAAGCGAGCUCAACAAAAUGCCAUGGGAGUUCUCCGUUAACAAGAACUACAGUUAGUGUUAUCGCCUUCCUCAUCAUAUUUCUUUGUCUAUGGUUUUAUUCCCUCUUCUAUAAGCCUGCAAGCACUUGACGUGCAAAAUUGCAUGGUGGUUAGAAUCCAAGCAUCUUGCUACAGUUUUGAGUGAAUAAAAUUGCCUAUUAACCUUGUUAUCAUAUUGUAAUAUAUAUACAUGAAAGUUUCUAUCAUGUAGGAAAUAAUGGGUAUAAUUAUAGCUGUAUUUGCACUGUUUGUUGCAUAACAGCACAUGGUCUGUGCAUACAAAUGGACUUGAGCUCCAUCAAAAGUGUAUUCCAAGAACUGAUUGUUAUUGUUAUCCUGGUAAUACACUGACCAUAAAGCAGCCAUGCAUGGCUUCAUUAAAAUUAUUAAUUUAGUUUUAUAAAGUUUAUUAGAUUUUGUACUUUUAAGUUUGCAAAUUUUGUUUGUGGACUACGCUAAGCAAGGUCCUUUGAUAAGUUUAUCUUAUUUGAUGUUGAUAUUUGGCUAAGUCAUUUAGUUUUGCUUUGCUUUAAUGUUUAACUUGGUAGACAGAGUUACUUUGUGAUUGGGAGUAUUUUGUUAUUUUGCUUCCAUAUAUAUACAUAUAUCUAUACAUAUAUAUUUUCAAGUAGAUUGAGAUGUGCUAGUAAUCCUAAGUAUCAAGUGAAGGAUUUUCUCAUGUGCAAAUAAAUGAGAUCAGAAAACUUGUUGGCUGUGAUCAGUAUUGCAAUUGUUUUUGCAACAUUAUAGUUUCAUUCAUCUUUCACCUCAUAUAGAGUCACAUCAUAUUAUAGAUUGAAGUCAUAUUCUCAUUAUGCAUUCUUAAUUAAUACUCUAAUCAGAAUUUACUAGGUCAUAAAACUUUCUAUUAUUACUUGAAAUUACAAAUGAUUGGCUGUGAUCAGUAUUGCAAAUUUAUAUUGCAGCAAAUAUUUUUUUGCACAUAUGUAAUAUUAAUCUUUGAUUGUGUUUGGUAUAUCAUGUUGCGGAUUUGUUCAAUACUCUGCUUAGAAUCAAACUAUGUCAAAUCUCAUGAAACAUUUUAAUGUGACAUAAAUCAUAAUUGGCUGUGAUCAGUAUUCAUUUAUUUGCUUAAUAUAAUUUUCCCGACAUUGUGAGCUAUAUUUCUAGUGUUGUCCAACUGUGUUAUAUAAAUUAUUUUUUGUUCUUAGUUUCAAUAAUUUUAUUGUCAUUUGAAAAUUAUAUAUAUUUAUAAAGAACGUUACUUAUAGGAUUUAAUUUGUACAUAAUGAAAUAUGAAGCAGAAUCGUUGAAACUGCUACAGGUAGUCAAAGCAUCUUGAAAAUAUUUUAAUUUAAAUUUUUUAUAGAUUCUUAUUAAAUGUUCUAUUGAAAUGUUUGUUCGAUGCUUUAAAAUGAGUUGCUUUGUGAUGUUUGAAUGAAUGCAGAGUAAAUGUUUAAAUUUUGUGUUGUGCUUUCAUAAGUGAAAAUAUUUGUUUGAACAGUUCCUGAAAUGGAAGCCGAAAAAAGUGUAUAGAGUGAUCAAUGUGAGAUAUAUUUUUCGUGAAACUAUAUUUAAGAGCUAUGUUUUCGAAAAUUUGUAAAUAUUUCUUGGAGGAUUAGUUUCCUAAUUCUCUCCAUCAGUACAAAAACUUCGGUUGAAUGAAUUACAACAGACCUCAGUUCAUAAACUGUGAGCUAAUUCUCAUUUCAUUUGUGACAUACGUAACGAGAUUGCGUUAUUUGUGAGACAUACUGUAAGAACAAAACUUUUAUAUAGCAUUCUCGACUCAACUCAUGCAAUAUUACAUGCGCGAAGGGAAAAUGCAAUUUUGAUACAUCAGAAAAAAUUAAUCUAAGCAAUAACCACUAUAAUCACUUCCAGUACUUGAUCAGUACAUCAAUCAAUCUUAUUUAUAUUUGCAAAAUUUCUAACGGAUUAGUCUUUCUCUGUGGCUUAGAUCACAAUCAAUACUUUAUUAGUCUAUGCAAUGGAUCUAAGCUCAAAAUAAUAAUAAAUUGCAAAUAUUCCAAAUUCACAGGUUGCCUCAUAGCAUAUUAACCGUAAUGGUUAAUUUAGUUUUUAUUAGUAUUGCGUGUAGGCAUUUGUGAUUAACUUGAACACACACACUCAUGAAACCAUAUGUAUACAAUUUUAAAUACAUAUUUCUUUUGUUAUGAAAAUCUGAAUUUUUUAAAUUUUCUUCAAUGAAAUAUUAAGUCCAUUUGCUGCAUUAGAUAUAAAGGGAGAACCUUUCGAAGUUGCCGUAUCAUAUAUAUAUAUGUAUAUGUAGAUAAUAUAUACAUAUAUAUACUUUCGCUGCGCUGAUCGGCUGUGAAUUGUUGAUGAAAUGCCUUCAUUGUUUUAUAUCUUGAUCUUAUCGCACCUCUUUACAUUCAUAAAUGCCAUCAGUGAAACUAUUUAUAAAGCUUCGAGAAAGCCCUAUUGAAGGCUAAUGUUAAAUGUGAUUUCUUUUUAAGAUUUUUCAUACGACCAUUUUGUCACCUUCCUCUUAUAUAUAAAAUGCUACCACCAUCAGUGCUUGUUGUUGUGUGAAAGAAUGUAAGAUAGCUUCAAAGUUGUGGACAUUGUCAUAAGUUCUUUUUUCGGGUCAAGUUAAAAACCUGUACUUAAUGCUGAUUUUCUAGUAUAUUUUCUCUUUUAAGAAACAUGAAUUUUAUUUUCGAACAUUUUAAUAUUUGUACAUUUCCAAAGCUUUUGACAGAUACAAAUUACUGUGAAAAUGUGUGCUGGUUAUGAGUUUUGAGGCUGAGGUUUUGAAUGUGCAUUACGAAUGGUAUGAAAUUGUCAAAAGCAAAAACAUUGCUCAUUGAAAUCAUUUUUUUUUCUUAUGGUUAUUUACCAGAUCUAGUCUUCUAUUCAUUUGCAUACAAGAUCAUGAAGUAUGUAUGAUGUGUGUGGGUGUUAAUGAUGGUGGUGGAACAAGUACCUCUCCUCUUAAAUGCUCAUAGAUCACACAUAUGAACUUGAAAGUAUGCACUCCUGACUUGAAAAAUGUGCAAUGCUUUACAUUUAGCUGAGUAUAUGUGAGACUAAAAUUUUGUUUAUGGUUUUAUAAAGCAUAUUUUGUUAGAAAAGCUGAUUAUAUGAACGUUUUUGACUAUUAUGCAAAAUAUUAUGUAUUAAAAUUUUGAGAGUUAUAUUAUUGUCGAAUGUUCUGUGAGUGUAAGCAGUUUGUUACUUGUCUUACAAGUUAAAGAUUUUGCAAUUAUAUAUAUAUAUAUUUCCUCCCUCCCCCGUUUUUAUUUAUUUUUUUUUUUUUACUUAUUCAUUUGGUUUGAUUAAACUAUUGGAAUGGAAUUUCACAGCUUUUACUGCUGCUAAAAUGAAAUAAAACGAAAUAAAGAUGUAAUGCCCUGCUUUGAUAUUGGAAUUUAUUUUGUGAUGUGUUUUGUUAUGUUUACCCAAUAAUAAAAUUUCUUUAA
Uloborus diversus is the source of this 5514-nucleotide messenger RNA. RefSeq names its product RNA-binding protein Pasilla-like (gene pasilla). Gene Ontology annotation, molecular function: mRNA binding. Gene Ontology annotation, cellular component: nucleus; cytoplasm. NCBI's taxonomy places the organism in Eukaryota, Metazoa, Arthropoda, Arachnida, Araneae, Uloboridae. The record is from RefSeq and is a predicted model, not a curated record. Bases 375 to 2108 code for a protein of 577 amino acids. Gene Ontology annotation, biological process: mRNA splicing, via spliceosome; regulation of alternative mRNA splicing, via spliceosome. The transcript is spliced from 5 exons.